AUGGCGACGGUUCUCGGCAAGCGGAAAAAGUCGUCUGGGACAAAAGAGCCCACUGGCGAGGACGCCAUUCAGGAUAUCUUCCGGCGACACUUUGAGGCCCAGUUCAAGCCCCUGCCCGUGGUCGCAAAAAAGGCCGAGAAGAAGGCGGGCAAGAAAGCGAACGCAAACUCGACCGAGACAAGCGGCAGGAGGCUGAGGACGGCCGCGACGGUUGUUAAAAACGAGAACGAAAGCGACAACGACGAGUCAGAAGCUUCAUCGGCGUGGUCAGGAUUGUCUGAAGACGAAGAUGAGGACGAGGAUGUGAAGGAAUCCGGCGACGCAGCACCGGCGGUCGAGGUCGUCGACUACAGUACCGACCCAACAAAAGAGACCCCUGAGGCGAUCAUGACCAAGCAUGAGCGCAAACUCUAUUUGGUGAGCUCGCACCACGGUUCUACUGCAUGCCGCAUUUGCUCUUCAUCCGCUAACCACAAACUUCUCUCUCUCCAACAGUCCAAACGACCGCCAACGUCGUUUGACGAGGACGCCACGCGCGCCGCCAACAGCAAGAAGAACAAGAAGAAAGAGGAGGCCGACAAACAACAGUACAAGGACGCGCCCGACCUGCUCGCCAACGAUCUCGAGCUGCAGCGCCUCAUCUCCGAAUCCCACCUCCUCGCCGGCGCCUUUACCUUGCCUUCGUCCUUUUCCACCUCGUCCGGCGCCGCCUCUACUUUUGGAGCCGCCGGCGCCGCCGGCACAGCCAACCUGGCCAACCACAAGAGCAGCCAGCCCUUUGCUGCGGGCAAGCUGCGCCAGCGCGCCACCGACCUGCGCAUCCAGGCUGUCGCCAACAAGGCCAAGGGCGACGCGGUGGCCGGCGGAUCCGUCACUGUGAACCAGGCAAGCGAGAGCAUCUUCACACAGGCCAAGAUGCCCAUGGCUAUGCGCAAGGGCAUUGCAGCAGCCGCGGCGUCGCGCGAGAGCAAGCGACGCCAGGAGGCGCGGGAAAGUGGCAUUGUGCUGGAGCGGCCGGCCCUGAAGCCGAGCAAGUCCGCGGCGAAACGGAUGCGUGCCGUGGAUGCGCCGGCCGUGGGCCGCUUACGGGGCUCCGAGCUGAAGCUGCGCGACCGGGAUGUCCGGGCGAUUGAAGGUCCCAAGAAGGCCAUGCACGGCAAGAAGAGGAAGAAGCGGAGGUGA
Sporothrix schenckii 1099-18 is the source of this 1182-nucleotide messenger RNA. RefSeq lists its product as uncharacterized. The record is from RefSeq and is a predicted model, not a curated record. Gene Ontology annotation, biological process: maturation of SSU-rRNA from tricistronic rRNA transcript (SSU-rRNA, 5.8S rRNA, LSU-rRNA). The transcript has a single exon. The coding region runs from base 1 to 1182 and encodes 393 amino acids. Gene Ontology annotation, cellular component: nucleolus. Lineage: Eukaryota; Fungi; Ascomycota; Sordariomycetes; Ophiostomatales; Ophiostomataceae.